UCAAAUCCUAGUAUAAUCUAUGUUGUCAAAUACCAAGCGCUAUCAACAUCAACCGUUUAUAAAUUUGAAUGUUGUGGAAUUGUGAUCUAAAGUGUAUCUUUAGAAACUUUGAAACUGAAGUGAAAUUUCAUGAAAAAAUAAAGACUAUGGAAAAUUCCAUCAGUGAAAAUGAAAUACAACAAUCGUUUCGCUCGCCACCACGACGGAGACGAUCUACCUUCUUCGAGAGAAGGGAAUCUAUGGCGCCACAAGCUGUAACAGAAAACCUGGAAACGAUAUCGUGCAAGAAAGAUAGUUUGGAAUCACUACGGACUCAGAACUUGAACAGCUAUUAUGAAAAACUGUUACUUGAAAAAGAUCAGUGGAAAAAAGAGGUGAAUGACAGGCGAAAUAAAUAUCACGACUUAAGACAGCAAUUCCAAAUCACUGUUAAGGCUCCUAGUAGAUCCAUCAUGUCAUACUCAGCCCUGUCAAAUGAUGACAUAGAAUUUCUCAAAGCCAAACCCAACUUAAGUAAAUUAAUUGAAGCACAACAAAAACUUCACAAAUCUGUCAAAGAAGUUAUGGCACUUGUACAUAGAACACAAGAACUUGAUGAUAUUGUUCUUAGAAACAGUGAAGAAAAAGUAACCCAGAUCACAGAAUACAUAUUAGAAAAUAGUACAGUAGAACCCUUAAGUCAUUGACAUUGCAAGAAGUUCACAAUUAGAUAUUGUAGAAUACCACUUCCAGAAACAGGUUUUACUUGUUUUACCUUUUAUUGGUAUAAUGGUAAAAAGUAAAAUGUACAUUUUUUUAUUUACUAAUUCUUUAAAAUUGCCGCUGCUUUGGUUUUAAUUAACAGAAUUCUUAGAAUGUAUAUUGAUGAGUAAGGGAGAGAGAUAGUAUUUAUUGUUUACCUAAAUUAUAAUAUUAAUCAGUAAUUUAACAGAAAAAAAACAUCCGUUAUAUUAUUUUUAUCAGACUUGAUGUUUGAUAAAUACUUUAAUAAUGGUUAGUGUAUUGCUGUUCUUGAUUCCCUAUACUUUCUUGGAUCAUGCCUACUACUGUACAAAAUUGAAUAUCCAAAGUGUUUUAAGAAUGUUAUGGAUUCAUUCCACUAAAUUGACUGUAAGAAUGCAUAGAAGCAUAUUAUUGGUUCUGAUGGCUAUCUUAAUAGAAGUUGAACUUAUUAGUAGAAGAAUGUAAAAUCUCAGUCAGAGAUAGCAGUCAAAAGUUUGGGACUAUAAUUUAAACUAGAAUGACAAAAAUUAAAAUUAUUUAUGUGCAGUAUAUAAAUGAAAUCAUAAUGCAAUUAUUUGAAUGUCUAAUUUUAAAGAUCACAAGGAAAUAUUUUCUUGUUUGUUCUUGUAGAAAUAUUUGUUCUUUCACAUCCUUUUUAACUGACCGUCAAGGAAUUUUGCAUACACAGUCAUAGUCAGGGGCAUGGAAUAAAAAGAAGAAAAGUGGACAUAAGCUUUUGGCUCUUAAAUUGAGAUUUUUGUGGAAUGUUUAAGUUAUAUUAUAAUAAGCGUUUAAUGGAAUAAUUGUUUGAUGUCAUCCUGUCUCCAUUUUAUCAUUAUACUGCUUGCCCAUAGAGCAGAGUUUGUCCAUAUUAACACCAACCAACCACUGCAUUCAUCGACAGCUUAGUUCUAUAGCUUAUUGUAGCACAUACCUAGCACCGUAAGAGUAAUGAACUUUCCUGUACAGUUUCCUGAUCUUCUGACAUGCUAGUCUUUAAAUGAUUUUUGAGGACAGACCUGAGGAUAGGAGCAGCAUGGUGGUGUUUAUGGUAUUGAUUUGUCAAUAAGCUAUGAUGACUACUUACAAAAUUUACAACUUAAAAAAUCUUAGAAACAUAUGGUAAUAUGUUUUUAUUAGUAACAAGUAGACGGUCCACUUGAAGAAGAGUGAUUACCAUUGAUCAUGUAUGUCAGAGAAAACCAGAGUCAGAGCCUAGCCACUCUCUACUGAUAUAAUAGAAUAAUAGGUUAUAAAAUUGUGUAAAUAGUAUUAAAUUUCAAAUGUACAUAGCUUGUUCGUUGCCAAUAAGCAAAUUUAUACAAAAUAAUAAAAUUGUAAAUAUAUUAUUAAUUACAUAAAAAUUAACAAUAAAUGUUACUAAGCAUAAA
Molecule: messenger RNA, 2114 nt
Organism: Bombyx mori (domestic silkworm)
Lineage: Eukaryota; Metazoa; Arthropoda; Insecta; Lepidoptera; Bombycidae
Exons: 4
Coding region: 69-686 (205 amino acids)
Source: RefSeq, a predicted model, not a curated record